Molecule: messenger RNA, 1540 nt
Organism: Macadamia integrifolia
Lineage: Eukaryota; Viridiplantae; Streptophyta; Magnoliopsida; Proteales; Proteaceae
Product: palmitoyl-acyl carrier protein thioesterase, chloroplastic-like
Exons: 6
Coding region: 56-1270 (404 amino acids)
Biological process (GO): fatty acid biosynthetic process
Molecular function (GO): acyl carrier activity; fatty acyl-[ACP] hydrolase activity
Source: RefSeq, a predicted model, not a curated record
AGAAUAUGAAAUUAGAAAAUGCCAAGCCAAGUGGGUCUAUAAAAGCAGAUAGCAUAUGGCACCAGAAGAUACACCUUCAAGGAUUUACAGAAGUUCAGAUACAAUAGUAAGUGUUGUAAUUUUCAGCUUUAAGAUGGCUACCACCAACGCUGGCACCACAUUGCUUUUGCCAUCUCCGGCAUCUACUCCGGCGAAGAGAACUACAAGGAUGAUGCUUGGAAGAAAAGCCGAUUCUUUGGGCACUCAUGGAAUGAAGUUGUCGUCGUCGUCGUCGUCUUCUUCUUCUGCUGCUGCAGCUAGAGCGACUUCCACAAAAGAUGGGGUUGGGACAAUCUUGAAGAUGGAAGCUGACAAGCUUUGGAAGCUACUUGACAGAAAGGAGAGAGAAGAGCCCAUGGUUAUGGUUGCUGACCCAUUUGCUCUUGGAGAGGUUGGGAAGGACAGGCGUAUUUUCUGUGAGAAUUUCACUAUUAGAUCUUAUGAUAUGGGCCCUAAUCGCACAGCAACCAUAGAGACGUUAAUGAAUCUUUUACAGGAAACAGCUCUAAAUCAUAUUAGAAGUAUGGGGAUUCUAAAAGAUGGCUUGGGUUCAACACCAGCGAUGAGUGGAAGGAGCCUGAUAUGGGUGCUCUCUAAGAUGCAUAUUGUUGUGGAUCACUAUCCUUCUUGGGGUGACGAUGUAGAAGUUAAUAAUUGGUUUAUUGCAUCCGAAAAGAAUGGCCAGCGAACUGAUUGGAUGAUUCGUGAUCGGAAAACCGGCAGAAGCCUCGCGCGAGCUACCAGUACAUUCCUAACGAUGAAUAAAGAAACAAGAAAACUAUCUAAAAUUCCAGAGGAGGUCAGAAGAGAAAUGGAAACUAUUUGCAUGGAGUGUUCUCCUAUUCCUAUCCCAGAUGAUCAUGAGAAUAGUAGUGCAUCAAUAGCAAAGUUCGAUUGCAACAGAAUGGAUGGUGUUCGAACUGGUCUAACUCCUCGCUGGAAUGAUUUGGAUUCCAAUCAGCACGUUAACAAUGUGAAAUACAUUGGGUUGAUGCUUGAGAGUGUUCCCAUCUCAAUGUUGAAGAGCCAUGAGAUUUGUGAGAUGAAAAUAGAGUACAGGAGGGAGUGUAGGGUGGAUAAUGCAUUACAGUCCCAGACUUCUUCUAGUGAAGCAACUGAUGAGUAUUCGGUGGGUGCUGGCAAAGGAGGUCAUCAUGAGUGCUUCCACUUUCUGCGUUUUGAGAAUGGAGCUGUGGUUGCCAAAGGAAGGACCAAGUGGAGAGCUAAAUAAAUUAUGCAAAAAACCUAAGACAUUAAUAAUGGUAGUGGGUGUAUUGCUACCUUAUUUUUUAUUCAAGAGAUAGGAAGCCGUACGCUCAGCAUAGAGGAGCAGUUAGCCAAUGGAAUGAUCGAAAGCAAAAGAGAUCAUGCAAAGGAAAAUAAAAUUUUGCCACGUGUUGAGAAUAAGGCUAUCUCUUUUGUGACAAGUGUUCUUCAAAGUUCGAAUCUAACAAUACUUAAAGUGGAGUUCAAAGGUAACACAAAGGGAUCCAACACUGAA